AAACUCUCUCUUUCUUUCUACACUUUCCUUCUCCCUCUCUCUGUCUACACUUUCUCAGACGCUUCGGGCCGAUUCAUCAAUGAACCCUUAGUAUUUCUAUAUUUAUCUUCUUGAUUCUGCUCUAGGGUUUUUAUUCCGAAACCUUUCUGUCUUCUCUCUCACGUUGUAUUGGUUUUUUUUUUUUUUCUCUUGAAGCCCCUAUAUUACUCUGUUUUCUCUUUCUUGAUUCUUAGUUUUAGGUCGGAAUUAUGAUUGUCAUGUCCAACAACGAAAUGCGGGUGGGGUACAGAUUUCGUCCGACGGACGAAGAACUCGUCGAUCACUUCUUGAGGUUUAAGAUCAACGGUGAUGAGAGAAAAGUCUCUGAUAUUCGUGAGGUCGAUGUUUGUAAAUUCGAACCGUGGGAUUUACCUGAUUUAUCUAGGAUAAAGUCAAAUGACAACGAAUGGUUCUUUUUCUGUCCAAAGGAUCGGAAGUAUGUGAAUGGGCAGAGGCUGAACAGAGCAACACAGCGUGGAUACUGGAAGGCAACGGGUAGGGAUCGGCUGAUCAAGUCCCAUAAGAGCGAAAUUGGUAGAAAGAAGACUUUGGUCUUCUAUACCGGGCGUGCUCCAAAUGGCAGCAGAUCCCAUUGGGUUAUGCACGAGUACCGUGCUACUAGGAAGGAGCUUGACGGGACGAAACCAGGACAGGGAGCGUUUGUCCUCUGUCGCCUUUUUAAGAAAGAUGAUGAGAAGCACGAUGAUGUCAUUGAAGGUUCAAACUGUGGUGAAGUUGAAGAGAAUGUUCCUUCUCCUGGGGUGUGUGAGUAUCAACUAGGAACAAAAAAUGUUCCUUCUCCUGCCGCAGUUAAACCAUAUGCUGAAUUGGAGGCAGUAACCCCUGUGAUGACAGCAGAAGCUGAAAAUCAAACUUAUAGUAAUUCUGAAAGCAUUCACUUUGACACUCCAUUACCUUCUGAGUGUGACAGCAAUAUCCAUGUUUAUGAGGAUGCUGAAGAUCAAGUGGUAGAUGUGCAGUCGGAUCCAGAGCUGGAGGAAAUGUUGAAAGCAUUUUGUGACCCAGUGCUGGGGCCACCAGAUGAAAAAAUCUUCUCUCCAUUGCAUUUGCAGAUGCAGAUGGAGCUUGGAUCUUCUUACUCGAAUUUCCCGGCCACUAAUAACACAAGCAAUGACCACAAUGGGGUUCAGUUUCAAUGUGGAUCAAAUGAACUGGAUUUUACUGAAUUCCUGGAUUCAGAAUUCGUGGAUUCAGUUCUUGUUAACUUAGGAGAGCAAGCCUUUGAGGACACAAACAGUGAGAUUCUGAACUAUAAUACUCCCACAAAGCCGUAUGCUGCUAUAUCAUCAGUGACCCAAGGACAGUUUGAUCCAGUGAUGGAAAGUUGUGAAUGCUUUGGUCUAAACUUCAGCCGAACGGCUCCUACACAUAUGGAAAUGUCUCCAGCAACGUGGGGAACUCCUCAAAUUUGUGCUAUUUCGCAUUGCAGUGCUUCUGGUUUCCUGCAAGAUAAUUCUGUUGGAUUGGGUGCUUUAGCUGCUGAUUUUACUGGUGAAUGUAAUGCUUUGUCUGCUGAAUCAAGCUCUUGUGGCAGUGCAUUUGGUGGUGUUGAGAUGGUUGAAACUGGAAUAAAGAGAGGAACUAGAACUCGUCAACUGCAAAAUCAACCAAGCGCCCAAAAAUCUGCUGCAUAUGGAACUGCACCAAGAAGAAUCCGUUUGCAGAAGAACCUUCAAGUGGGACCAGUUUCCUGUAUCAACUUGUUUAGCAAUAGUGAAGAAAACCAUGAUGCCAACCCAAAAGUGACUAUGACUGAAAAUGUUACGGAACAGCGUGUUUCUGCUUCUGCUGAUGCAGUAGCUACCAUUGAUGAAAUCCAAGAAGUAUCCCUCUCAGAAUCCAUGGAUCACAGAAAAUUUACUCAAAAACUCAUUUUGGGUAAGAAGAGGUCAAAAGGCACUACUGUGAUGGGCAAUACCGAGAAGGUUCUCUCUGCUUCCUCAGAGGCUUCUCCAGUAUCAAUAUCAUCUGAUUUUAUGCUUAGGGUACUCUUGGCUAUAGGUUUGUACAUAAUUUUCGUUGGCUUUUUAAAAAGCCUUGCAAUUUGAAGUUGUUUAGAGAAAGGAACUCUUAUCUUUGUGUUAGCAUUAAUAGGUGUAUUCCGUUUGUUUACAUUGGUAUCCAUAUCUAUAUACAGUCGACUUUUAAUUCGA
Molecule: messenger RNA, 2213 nt
Organism: Cornus florida
Lineage: Eukaryota; Viridiplantae; Streptophyta; Magnoliopsida; Cornales; Cornaceae
Product: NAC domain-containing protein 14-like
Exons: 6
Coding region: 249-2108 (619 amino acids)
Biological process (GO): regulation of DNA-templated transcription
Molecular function (GO): DNA binding
Source: RefSeq, a predicted model, not a curated record